CUUGGUCCAGUGGCAAUGCCGCAUUUUAACGGUUUUAUUGAUCUUGUUGAUGAAUUUGAUCAGGAUGUGGCAAAAAGCAACGAGGAGGCAUUCAGAGAAAUUAUCCGAAAAGAACUGUUGCAGUUCGAGCGGAGCACUGAACGAGAACUCCGAAUGGCUCCAAUGUCAGCUGAGGAAAGAAAGAUCGUCCGUAACGAAGCAUUGAACUGCGGCUUAAAUUCACGUUCCACUGGGUAA
Messenger RNA from Gongylonema pulchrum, 237 nucleotides. The record is from the annotation of a GenBank genome assembly. NCBI's taxonomy places the organism in Eukaryota, Metazoa, Nematoda, Chromadorea, Rhabditida, Gongylonematidae.